AUAUAUACUUUCAAAGUUCUUUUUUUCAUCAUUAUUUCAUUUAAAUAUUCAAAAAUCAAUCUUUUUUAAUCUACUGUUAUUUAAUUUCCUGCUAAUUUAUCUUCAUUAAAUCUGCCCUCAUCAUUCUCUUUUUCUCUCACUCCUUUACACACUCUCUAUCUUUCUCUUUAUCUCUUUCUUUCUCACUUUCUCUCUUGUCCACUUAAUUUUUGCUUCUGAACAUAAACUUACUCACAAACUUAGACGCAAUCUCAUAACAAUCACAACGUUCUCGGUGGUCAUAUCGCGCGCUUUAUCGUCGCCAUUUCUCUGGACCCUUCAAUGCAUAUAAUACAAAAGUCGGAAGAAAAGAUUAUUAAGUAAAUAAAACAAAAGUCCUCAUCGUCAAGAGUAUCGAUCGCGCAAGUCAAACGUGUUAAACCAAAAGAAAAAAAAAAACAACAAAAAAAACAUAACAAUGUAAAAAAGUAAAAAUUGAACGAUUAAUUAAGGAAAAAUAAUGAAUAAUAAAUAAAAGCUCAUAGUGUUUUGUUUAACCAUUGAAAACGCAAGUCCAACGUCGUCUUGGUCGUCUUGUGAUCGUCGUCCUCGACGUCGCCGUCAGCAUCGUCGUAGCUGCAUCCUCUUCUUCGUCAUCGAGUCGACAACCUGUUAUCCCUGCGUGGCGGCGGCCCCGCCGCUCUCUUGUCAUGGAGAAUCACGAGUACAGUGGAUAUGGCGACGAGCCCCGUCGCAAAAGGGAGGACAAUAACAAACCAAACCACGUUUUACUAUUUACAAUAAUCAAUCCAGUCUAUCCAAUCACCGUUGAAGUAUUACACACGAUUAGUGCACCCAGUGGCCAGGUACAACGUAUUGUUAUCUUCAAGAAAAAUGGCGUACAAGCUAUGGUCGAGUUUGACUCAGUCGAGUCAGCGACACGAGCGAAAGAGACCCUCCAUGGUGCGGACAUUUACUCGGGCUGUUGCACAUUGAAGAUUGACUUUGCAAAGCCUACGAAGUUGAACGUAUACAAGAACGAUACUGAGAGCUGGGAUUAUACGACACCAACCCUUGGUUCAGGAGCUCACAAAAAUGAAUCAAAUGCUAACGGAAGACCAGCUCCACUUCUUGCUGAACCAAGAUAUGGAGCAGCACCACAGCCAUAUGGCUCGACGCCACAAGUGGCAUUUCCACCCGGUCACGACCGCUAUGAAGAAGGUUUCAAUGGCCCAACGACGUACGCGGAGCCUUAUGUUGAGAGGUAUGGAUUAAAGAGUGAGUUCAGUGGCCGAGAGCCACUUCAUCCGUCUCCUGCAAGGCCUGGAUAUGUUCCCAGUCUUGGACAAACGCCACCGACGAGUACUCAGGGCUCAGUUAUGAUGGUCUACGGUUUACAAGCUGACAAAGUCAAUACAGACAAGCUCUUCAAUCUCUUUUGCCUCUAUGGCAAUGUUACAAAGGUAAAAUUUUUAAAGACAAAAGAAGGCUGUGCUAUGAUUCAAAUGGGAGAUAGUAUUGCUGUUGAGCGAUGCUUGCAAAAUUUAAAUAAUGUCACAAUUGGCUCAGACAGUAAACUUCAACUUGGCUUCUCUAAACAAGCUUUUCUAGCUGACGUAACCAAUCCUUAUGUUCUUCCUGAUAAAACGGCGAGUUUUAAGGACUUUACUGGAAGCAAAAAUAAUAGGUUCCUAAAUCCAGCAAUGGCCAAUAAAAAUAGAAUACAGCCUCCAUCAAAAAUUGUUCAUUUCUUCAAUACACCUCCUGAUCUUACUGAGGAAACAGUAAAUAGAGUGUUUGUUGAACGUGGAAUUGAAGCGCCUGUUACUGUGAAAUUAUUCCCAUUGAAGUCUGAACGAUCGUCCUCGGGUCUUAUUGAAUUCAGCAGCGUCGGAGUUGCAGUCGCUGCGAUAAUGGAGUGCAACCAUACCGCCCUUGAGAAUAGCAACGGCAAGUUUCCUUACAUAAUGAAACUCUGCUUCUCAUCAUCCCGUACAAUACCGACAAAUUUCCCACCGGGAAGUACGAGUGUGAAUACGUCGAGCAAUUCACCCGGUAACGGUCACGCGAAAAUGCAACAAGACUCGGAAUAGAACGGCGAGCUCCAGGGCCAGCAUGAGUAUCAGCAAUGUCAGCAAUCGCAGCCGCAGCAACAUCAGCAAAAUCGACAGCACAAUCAUCUUUACCAUCGUCAUCGUCUCUCUCAAGGUCAGGCCCAGGGUCAAUAUGGCCUACAUGAAUUAUGCGUCACGGUAGGAACAACUGUUCAUCCUACACCAGCGGCCAUAGCUUUAUCGCCGGUUUUACCUCCUCCACUCCCACCUUCCUGUCAUCUUCUUAUCACGACACCAAGUAUCUAUUCAGGCGUUCAGAGGGUGGCACAUCAACCACCACCUCCGCCGCCACCACCUGCUCCAUCAGUGCCUCCCCUUCCAACCCCUGCGGCAUUAACAGCACCACAACCACCUCCAACACUUCCUCCAUUACCAUCACAGCCGCUUGCCGCAUUCUGGCCCUACGGAUAAAAGAGUAUCACGAUUUCUACUUUUCUGCUGACAAAGAAAAAUAGAUGAGAAGAAGAAGGAGAAAAAAAAGAUUAACAAGGCUGGACCAAAAAACUCCAGAUGUAGACAUGCCUAGAGGUCCCUCUCCCGUUUUUUGAUUAACUAGUAGGCCGUGGUUCGGAUUUCCUUGUUUUGCCUCUUCAUAAUUGAACCGAUUUAUCGAUAAUCAACGUCGUGAUAGCUUGCCACACAUGUUUUAUUGCUUUUUUCUCAUACAUAUCAAGUGGCAAUUAAUUGAUAUUGAAACAACGAAUGUUUGACUUUUCUUACGUUCGAAAGAUAUCUCUUACUUCAGGCGAGCAAUAUGAAAUCGCGAACCAUGUGCUGUUAAAAUACUACUGCCGAGUUUUCACCCGCUUAAAUCAGGAUCCAUUACUGUUUUAAAACAUACCAGAAACUAAUAAAUCAUAUUUUGUCGAGCAUCGUUUUGGAUAUUGAUUUAAUCGGGGAAACUGGAUUUAGACGAUGAUUAUGCGACUUUAAGCGACGUAUUUUUGGAGCAACCUCUAGUUCUCAAUUUAUGCACGAUUUCCAACGAGAAUUGCCGCUGAUUUUAAUAUUUUUUCUCUUUCUUUUUUAUUUAGAUUAUUAUUAUAGAAUAUAAAUAAAUUCUGAUGUCAUUUAAAAUUUUAAAGUAGGAACAAAUUUUAACGGAAAAAUUAAAUUAAUAUAAAUAAUGCGGCAAAAUUUGUUGCGAAUCUUUUAUCAAUUCAAACAACUUCUUGACUGCUAAUAUUUAAGAACAAUAAAAAUUAUCUAUCACUCCCUGCUCUAUCAAUGAGCUGUAGUGUUCAGAUUUCUGAUCGACUUUGAAAUAAAAAAUAAUUAUUAUACAAAAAUUAAGUAAAAUAGUAAAAAAAAAAAAGUAAAAUUAAUUUUAAAAAAUUAAUCAUGCACUUGAUGCUAAAAUUCUUAUUCGAUUUAUCGAAUCACGGACUGUGAAUUGAAUUUUAUAUAUAACACAAUAUAUGACCUUGACAACAGUAUAUUAGUAUUCCUUGGCAAUAUUUUAUCGGGUCAAGGAAUGUUUUUAUAAAAAGAAAAAUAAAAAAGGUUUUAGAUCUCUCAGAAAUUUUUCCAAGAGAACCAAAUCGACUUACCGCUACAAUUAUCCUUCUAAAUUACACUGCAACUGCUAUGAGUAAAGUAAAAAGUAAUGUAGAAACAAUAACGGCCAUGCAGAAUUAAUUGUAUAAAGUAAUAGGAAAAAGGGCAUUGUAAGAAAAACCCUUAAUGUAGAAAAAGUCGUCGGCACUGCGUCCACUGAUCGUGAAAGAGAUGAAGAAUGACUGUAAGUGAUAAAGCAUAGUGAGAAAGUGGAAUUUAAAUUAAGAAAUUAAUUUAUAUGACAAGCAAAAUUGUUUAAAUAAAAAAAUACAAAGAAUAUUGAUGACUAUUUGAUUGUAUUUUUUUUAAAACAAAAUUUGCUUGAAAAAAUACUAAAUAGGGAUGUAUCGAUUUUUCUCUGUUAAACAAGGAUUUAAUCGGUACUUUGUAAACAAAAAAGAAUGAAUUGUGGCCUGGAUCUGAUUGUAUAUAGGCAGCUUCAACGACGAUUUGAGAUAAAAAAAAAAAAAGGAAUUGUUUUGAAAAGUGCUUAAAAGUAGCCUAAAAUAAUAAAAAGUAAAAUAAUGGAUAAAUUUAGAAAAUUAACGUCGUCCUAUGGACGUCUACAUGUGCUUCAUGUAUUCCUAUUUAUAAAGAAGUAAUAAUUACAUUACUUUUUAAAUUGAAUUGUACAUUAGAAUUUUUUUUUUUUGUUUUUUAAAAAAUUAGGUUUUGAGAAAUUUUUGAAUUUAUUGCGACAUCACAUUCGUAAUAUCAAGUCAUAUCAGAGGUUAGUGUAGCAAGUGAUUUUAAAAAAAAAAAAAAGAAAAGAGAAAAAAAAUUAUUCAUAAUAGAAACUCAGUGGAUUUUUGACAAAAAAAAAAUUAAGAGUAAAAUAAAAAUAAAUGAAUAAAUUAGAUGACGAGAAUAAUGUCAUAUCGUAAUUAAUAAUAAUAAUUAAUAAUUGUAGAUGUACGUAUAAUUAGGAGUUUUUGAAUUCAAUCAAGAGAGUAUCGUAUCAUAUUUGAAAUAAUUCUAUUAAUCUAUUAAUUUAGUAUUUAAUUAAUUUAUUAUGUAACGUACACUCUACAAUUAUGUUUUAUCUAUUUAUUCAAUUUUUUUUUUUCAAAGUUUCUUUUAGGUACAUGAUUGUUGAUUUAUUUACUUUCUUUUUUCUUUUCGAAUUUUUAUUCAUAUUUUGAUGAAUAGAAAUAUCGUUUGGAUACGGCUGUGAGAAAUAUACUUUGGCGAGAGUAAUAAUUUUUGGAAUGUUAUUCAAUUUUACAAUUCACUCGACAAUAUAUCAUUAAUCAUGCAAUUAAUCAGUUGCAAAUAUUUUAUAAACAUUUUUUAAAUAAUUAUCAUAAUAUAAUGGAAAGUUUUUAGCAACUGAUCGAAUUGAUUUAUCAUCUGGACUAUAUUUAAUAAUAACAAAAAAAAAUCUACAUAGUUAUUACACUAUUUUCAAUUGAAUGUAUCGAAUAAUUUUUUUUUUCUAUCUAUAUUAAACUCUGACACUGAAAAAAAAAGUUAUUGUGACGCUUUAUAAUAACUAUACAGUUAAAACGAUGCCCUCGUGAUUAAAGUCACGCUCCAAAGCGAUAUGUAAAAAAAACAAAAAAGAAUAAAUUAAAUAGUCGCCGUCUUUUAUUAAUGCGUCGAGUUUUCAAUAAAAAAAUCAUUUUAAAAAUUGAAAAAAAAUUUUACAAUAAUUUGCGAAUUUUUUUAUUAACAUAAAUACAUAAAUAAGUAAAAAAAAUACAACAAACAACAACAAUAUAUCUGCACACCAGACUGUCGCUUAUUUUCUGAUACAUCACUUGUACAUUAAGUAUUACAAAUUUAAAUAAAUAAUAUUGUAAACAAUUUAGUGUAUAUUACAACGAACGCUCACUUGUAUUGAGCUAAUGACUUGUCUAAAAAUGCAAAAAAAAACACACAAAUAAUAGAGAAAACUUUAAUCACAUUAAAUAGAUUGAUGUAAAGAUACUCAGCAGACAGUGCGUUGCAUCUCCUAACAGUCAACAGAAAUUUAUUAAAAAUUUCAUAAAAUGGUUCGUCUCUUGACGGAGCAUUGAAUUUGCAUUUGCUCUCCUUAUCAAGUUGUAUAACAGUUAACUAUCAAUAUAAUUAUUUAAUAAAACAAAAAAGACAAAGUAAAAAGUAAUAAGAGUUGAGAUUAUAUUUUAUUCUUGGCUCGAUUAAGAGCGUGUGAAUUCAAUGACGCUACAUAAUACUUAUGAAGACUAUACCAUACACCGGUAGAGAAUGCGAAUAUACAUGGAUUAAUUUGCAAAUACUUAUUUUAUUAUUUUACUACUCAAUUAGUUUAUUUUAACGUUGAUUGUUUAGCCUUGACACUGAGAGAAUAUUCAUCAUUCAGACUAAUUAUUAUUUCAAUUUUACAAACAAUAAAUUUUAUUUUUAAUGAAUUCAUUUGUUUUUUAUACUCAAAUCAACAAAACCAUUGUUGUUUGUAAAUUUGAUCAAUUGAUUAAUAUAAUAUAUACAUAAAAAAAAAAAACAAUCAAAUUCUCUCAGUGAAAUUUGACCAUUUAUCGUUUCAAUUUUCGUGCCAGUUACAUGCAGUAUUAAAUAAUUAUCUUCCGGUGAAUGGGAUACCCGAUGUACAAAAUCAAAUUUUAAAUGUAUUUAAUAACAAUCCAUUAUGACAUAAUAUUGAAUGUCAUUGAUAUAAAUAAACAAAACAAAAAAUAAAAUAUAACAAAUGAUAAUAAAUAUUAAAAUAAUAAAUAAUCACAGGCGAUUAUCAAUUGUAAUAAAAUUCGAAUAUAUAUAUAUAUAUAUAUAUAUCAUCACACGCCUGUAAAUUGCAUCAAGGUUGUAAGAAAGAAUUUUAACUGUGUCGAUAAUUAUUCUAAAAAAAUUGUGCGCGAAAGUUUGAUUUUGUGUUUGAAAAAGAAAAAAAAUAAGCAAAAACAUCAACUAAUGCAUAUCCCAUCUGUAUGUAUAUAUCUGAAAACGCAUGGUACACUUUUAUUGAAUGAUAUUGUAGUUAAAUAUUAUUUAUAAUUCCAAUUUUUUUAAAAAAUUGGAAUAAUAUAAAUUAAAAUGGAUAAUUGAGUGGACAUUGCGUCUUGAAAACAAAAAAAAUAAUGGUAUUAGAAUUAAUGUCUAUUGUUAGCAGAUAGAAGAUAGAAAACAUAUCGCUAUUAUCAUUAUUCAUUAUUACUAUUAUUGUUAUGUAUUAUCAUCAUUAUACAUCAUUAUUCAUCAGCAUCAUUAUUGGUUAAUGCUAACGUUAAAUUUAUUCAUUAAUUAUUACAUUAUUACAUUACUAUUAUUAUCUUACAUUUUGUUAUUAUAAUUAUCAUUACUUUUGCUAAAGUGCAAUACUGCCGGACACGUAACGAUUUCUCUCGCAGUCCAGUUUCUUUUUUAUUUAAAUAUAUUAAAUCAUUUUUUUUAUAUGAUCUUCUUGGCAUGAUGAAAGUUCUUUAUAAUUAUUCGAAGAGUAAUAAAUAAUUAGCUAUGCAGUUUUUUAUUAAUCUUUUUUAGUAAAACUUUUUGUAAAGGACAAUAUUUCAACAAUAUACCCUUUACAUAUAGAGAAUUGUAGUUAAAUGAAAUAACAAAAAAAUUAUAAAUAAAUAAGAAAAUUAGCGAGAGAAAACGAAACGCAAUAAGCCUUUAGCGAAGCUAAGUAUUACCGGUGACAUACCUGCCCCUCCCACAUAUCAGGUUUUAGAUCCAGAUUAUCUUCUGUCAUAUCAAUGUUUGUAGAUUUAGUUCACUGACUAUCAGUGAUGUUAGAUGACCUCGUCCUUAGAACUACGGAGAGAAAAAAAACAAAUUUGAGUAUUGACAUUUCUCUCCAAAGUCUGUUUAUACCCGUCCCUGAAGUCCUGUAUCCUUUCCUUAAUAAUCUAGACCUUAUGGUCUUUGCUCUGUCUUCCCAUCGCUGCGUCAAAAGACAAACUAGAUGUAACAAGAUUUAUUGAUUAUAUAUAUUAUAUAAAUAUAAAUAUAAAUAUAUAUAUUAUAUAUAUGCCAUUAUUAUUAAUUAUUAUACAUACUAAUUAAUUAAUUAAUUAUGUGAUUGAUUAUAUUACACAUGAAUUUGGGACUGUGUCAUAACGGGCCAAAAGUUAAUAAGAUUUAUUUAUUUGAUAAAUAUAUAGAAUGUCUGAACUUUAUGAAAGAGUAAAAAACAAAAAGACAUUCAUGUAAAUUAAUAAUCCGGUGAUUUACGGCUUUUACUGCCGAGAUAUUGCCCGUUAUGUCGCGGUACGUUGCGUAUAAAUUUAAAUUUAAAUGUAUUUUAAUGCUAUAGUAUAGAGGUAUAUUUAGUACAAUAAUAUAAUGAUAUACAUAAAUAAAAACUCAAUCAUCACACUAAAAUAAAACAAAAUUAACUAGGACUCAGUUGUCGACAUCAUGAUCAUUUUUUGCAGUAAUUUUAUGUUAAAGAGAAUAUACACUAUUUGACUUUUUUGUUCUUCAUAAUUGUCAUACACCUCUUUUUUUUCGCCAACGAGCUAUUCAUCUUUGAAGAGACAAUUACUCAGCUCACUUUAUACGCUAAUAACAAGUGAAUGAACUAUCGUGAAAAGGUUUAAAAGAACACACAAAUGAAAAGCUAUGUCUGCUCUUUUUUGUAUUCAACCACUUUUUUUUUCUGUGAGUUUGAUAGAGAAGAUGUCAAUAAUCCAAUUUUUCUCCUGCAAAAGCUUUUAUGAUUAUUUCGUCACAAGUUAUGAGCUUUUGAAGUGAGCAAAAAAUUUAUCUAUUUUCAAGAAAUAUUUUCGCAAUCUCUAAAAUGAAAAAAAAAAGAACAAAAAAAUAGAAGGUACUAAAAUGAUAGAUGAAAAUACAAAUAAAAUUCGUAAUAACUAAUAUAAUGUUUUGUAAGAAAAUAGAAUUUGGUCGAUUACUGAGUUUUUUCAAUUAAAGUAAAUAAAUUUAUAUAUAUAUAUAUAAUUACAUAACACAUGCGCUCAGAGACUCUUCACUAUCACUUACAUAUAUUUCGCGCGAUGCAUAAUAUUUUUAACUUAACGUGUAAACGUAAAUAAAUAAUGUGUGUGGAUGUAUGUACAUUGAUAAAUGACUUCAUUAAAAUUUAAAUAGUAUGAGCAUUAAUCAAUGUAUAUACGUACGUUGCAUUGUACUGUAUGUCGUACGCUCUAAUGUUGUUUAAAGAGUUAUUUGCGAGUCAAUUAUCUGUGCCUAGCAGCCCUGAGCACCCUACCAAGUGUACCACUGUCUAGAUGAAAAUCUAAGUAUACAAAGGAUUUAAAAAAUAAUAAUAAUGAUAACAAUAAUAAUAAUUAAAAUAAUAAUGAUAAUAUUAUUAUUAUUAAUAAUAAAUGAAUUAAUAAAAUA
This is a messenger RNA of Chelonus insularis, 8936 nucleotides long. It is a transcript of the gene sm, whose product is annotated as smooth. The transcript has 10 exons. The record is from RefSeq and is a predicted model, not a curated record. Gene Ontology annotation, cellular component: nucleus. Bases 690 to 2072 code for a protein of 460 amino acids. Gene Ontology annotation, biological process: regulation of RNA splicing; mRNA processing. NCBI's taxonomy places the organism in Eukaryota, Metazoa, Arthropoda, Insecta, Hymenoptera, Braconidae. Gene Ontology annotation, molecular function: mRNA binding.